AUGCUUUUAAAUACUAGUGGGUUUGCAUCUGCCAUGAAAACCUUCUGGCAUGCUAUGACAUCCGAUGACCGACAUGCCACCUUAGAUGGCCCAUAUCGAGCCGCUUCCUCGUAUCCUGGCGUUGGUCGACAUCCUGAACUCUCUUCUGUAUCGUCGCGACUAGACGGUUCACAUUACCAUGACGAGCUCGGACACCCUGCCUCCAGAUCUUCAACCCACCUCGCAUCUUCAGAUGGAAACGACAUGUAUAGGGGCUCUAGCGGUGGGCCACUAAGUCCCGGUGCACCGUACUCCCCUGGUUCGAGAUCUAGCAUGGCCUCGAGAAAGGAUGGAUCGGCGAUAUCUGGAAUACCGCUACAAGAGUUCAAUGCCGACGGCUCGCCUCCACCACCACCGAUUUCCCACUCCUGGAUGAGAAUCGAUAGAUGGGCUGAAGAAAACUACCCGGAACUAUGGGACCAGCUUUGCGAAGGCUCCACGAUAAACGAUAUCAAUGAGUUAGAACACGAUUUAGAUUGCUCGUUACCAAUGGAAGUUAGAGAAUCCCUACAAAUCCACGAUGGACAGGAGAGAGGAGGUACCCCUACGGGAAUAAUAUUCGGCGCUAUGUUGUUGGAUUGCGAGGAGAUUUUAGAUGAGUGGAAACAAUGGCAAGUUGUUAGAGCAGAGUAUUUGCAGAAGCAGGCCCAGGCCCAGGCGGCAAGGCCACCACCACAAGCUGGACCAUCUAGUGGUCCAUCCAGCCCGCGUGGUGGUGCCCCUCCAAAUGGAAGCACGCUAAACAAGGCAGUUUUGAUGUCACGACAAGACUCGCAACCGGAAGGUGCGGUCCAGAAGGUUUACUGUCAUCCCGGAUGGAUCCCAUUGGUACGUGACUGGGGUGGUAAUAAUAUCGGUAUUGAUCUUGCACCUGGGCCGGCCGGAAAGUGGGGCCAAGUCAUCAUGUUCGGACGAGAUUAUGACUGCAAAUACGUUGUUGCAAAAUCUUGGGCAUCGUUCCUCGCCACCGUUGCCGACGAUCUAGAAGGUAGCAACUGGUAUGUCGACGAAGACAGCGGUGAGCUCAAGCUCCGCGAGCUGAAGACGACUAAGGUUGAGCCUGGGUAUUUCGAUAUCUUGAGGUUACGGACAGAUAAGAAGUAUGGCAGGAAAAUCCCACCACAUAUGAGAAGGCGGCCAGGUCCACCUCCCCACGUCGCGACAGGUAAUGGACCGGUUGGGCCACGCCCCGGGCCUGGAACAGCAUCUCCUGGUUCGCCUAUGAUCGGACUCUCACCAAUCAUUCGACCUGAUGGCUCCCGAGAGCCAAUGCCAUCGAAGUCGCUAUCCCCAAUCCAUGCGCCCAAGGCUGUCCGUCCAAUCGGUAGAGCCCUUGAAGAUAUGCCAACUUCGGCGAGUGGUUCCGGGCCAACGACGCCUACUAUCUUGACACCAGCGAGAACGAGUUUACAGUCAACUAGGAGUACAGAAACACCACCACCGCUGAUCAUUGAUAACAACACGACGAAGAAGAAAGAUGACGUUGAGGACUUGUCAGAUCUUAUCAGCACGCCAACAACGUCAAAGGCCGCUGAAUCGGAAAAGGGAGCCAGCCCCAAAGCAAAGGAAUCAACCAAAGAAGUCAGCGCUUUAGCGGAUGGGCUAGAGGAUGUUGACCUUGGGAAGGACAAAUAG
Orbilia oligospora ATCC 24927 is the source of this 1674-nucleotide messenger RNA. RefSeq lists its product as uncharacterized. The record is from RefSeq and is a predicted model, not a curated record. Gene Ontology annotation, biological process: cell wall biogenesis; regulation of fungal-type cell wall biogenesis. Gene Ontology annotation, cellular component: mating projection tip. NCBI's taxonomy places the organism in Eukaryota, Fungi, Ascomycota, Orbiliomycetes, Orbiliales, Orbiliaceae. The transcript has a single exon. Bases 1 to 1674 code for a protein of 557 amino acids.